Pseudomassariella vexata is the source of this 1005-nucleotide messenger RNA. RefSeq lists its product as uncharacterized. Lineage: Eukaryota; Fungi; Ascomycota; Sordariomycetes; Amphisphaeriales; Pseudomassariaceae. The record is from RefSeq and is a predicted model, not a curated record. The coding region runs from base 1 to 1005 and encodes 334 amino acids. The transcript has a single exon.
AUGGGCAACGAAUCGCUCAAGUCACGACCCUUCAUACCCGGCUUCUCCUGUUUAGCCCCAUCAAUCUACAUUCAAGAGGCCCAACAGACUCCCGAAUAUGUUCCCUCAAACUACGCAAAGUCCACCUACUCGGAUACAUCGGCAUACACUGCCGUCACAACAGCAACGACGCGACGAAUAGACGGCUCUCCAGACUUGAUCCUCCUCACCUCCUGGACCGGAGCUCUACCGAAACACAUAUCCAAAUACACUGCAGCCUACACCGAGAUGUACCCCUAUUCGCCCAUCAUGGUCAUCACCACCUCCAUCGACGACCUCACGCUACGCUCCACCGAGCAGAAGACUACCGCCAUCGCCCCAGCUAUAGGCUUUAUUCAAGGUCGCACCGGAAGGUACGACAGCAAAAUACUCCUGCACGCCUUUUCAGAAGGCGGCUCGAACAAAGCCGUCUGCCUCGCCAAGGCAUACCUCCAAUGUACAGGCCACGUUAUCCCUAUCGGGGCUUACAUCUUCGAUAGCACACCAGGCACGCCCAGAUUCAACCAAAACGUCGCCGCCUUUCGGCGUUCUUUGCCCCUCAACCCGAUAAUCCGCUUCUUUGGCAUGAUUUUCGGCUUCCUGGUCCUGUCUCUGACGUGGACCAUUUUCUGCGUCUUUAUCGGGUACGAGAACAACACCAUCACCAAGACGCGUCGGGCGCUCAACGACGAGAGUCUGUGGCCGCUCAAGGGUGUGCCGAGGACAUAUGUAUUCUCCGAGGCGGACGACUUGAUUUGGUGGAAGGAUGUUGAAGAGCAUGCCGAGAUGAGCGCGCAGGAUUUGGGCGUUACUAGUUUGGUCGUUCGGUAUAAGAAGAGUGGGCAUUGUGGGCAUGUAAGGGAGAAUGAGGCGUAUUACUGGAGCGCAGUGAGACAGACGUGGGAGGGGCGGGAUGUCGAGGUUGGGGGAGGUAUUGUGGAUGCGAGACGGGACAACUGGCGGGGGGAAUGGUGUAACAUGAUUUGA